AUUUGACGUCACUAAAAUAUUCCGGAUCCUUCCGGGAUCAAUUUGGUAAUUUUCAUAUUGUUUAAUCUGGUAUUACUAAACCCUCUCUUCUCAUGCUUCUAAAAUCGUGUGAGGGAUUAGGGCUUGUACCCUCGCCGCUUUGGAUCUAAGCUUCAAGAAUCAUUUGGUAAUCUUAAUGUUCAUGGUGGAUGGAAUCAUUUAUUUUUCUGUUAAUUUCGACAUUUAUAUAUUAUUUUCGAUGAAUUUACUUCAUGAACUAUUGUCGAUGGAUUUUCCGACUCGAUCUGGAGUACUGCGGCCGUGAUUUCCCUGUUUAAAAGGAAAUGAUGUAAAUAUGGCUUUUGUUUGUGUAUACCAUGGCUGCUGUUAUGGGUCGUGGACACGAGGGUGAUGGAGCUGAGGACCCACCUCUCCAAGGUGGUAGAGGUGCUUGUCAUCACGAGCAGGACCCAAUGUGCACGUAGGAAAGUUCGAGGCAAAGCCAAAAAUAUAAAGCUUGAAAAGUGAUCUUACGGAAUCAGGGCAACCCGAUUAGCAUGAACUAUGAUAGGUAUAUAACAUUUGAUCUCGUAGGAGAGCCGAAAGACAUGUUUUCACGAGAAGUUGGAAAAACAAUGUGACAAAUGGUCCCUUUUGAUAAAUAGAGUUGGAAAAAAGUUUUCCCUGCAAUAAAGGACACCGUAUUACAACAUUUAGGGUUUGAUUUGGAUCAGAUGUGCCAGGAUGUACAAGCUAAUAUGUUGAUAGAGUUUUCAAACAGCUUUGUUAAAAGGUUAUCGAGAACGUAAGCUGACGCAAAAGAAUAUUUUAUGUUAGUUGGAGGGUAUGAAGAUAUCCCGAGAGCAUUAGCCAACCCUCCAGAGGGUAUGGAAGUUGAUAACUGGAAGAAAGCAGUUGAGUAUUUCCAAACGGACAAACACAGAAUUGCUUUAGACAGGAACAAAAAAGUCCGUGAAAUGCAAACAAAUGUGAAUCGUGGGGGGUCGAGCUCGUAUAACAAUACUUUCUAUAAGAAGAACAUUAAGAGAGUGGAAACGUUUCGUAAAGCUCAUACCGAUAGGGAUGAUGUAUUUGUUACUGCUGAGGUGGAACAACAAUAUAAUCGGUUAGCCGAAGAGCUCUUAGAACAAACACAAGGUGAAAGUGAGUUAACACCCGCUCAAGAAAGAGCUGCUUUUGAGAAAGUAUUAGGAGAGCGACGUGGCCAUAUCAGAGGCAUCAGCUGUAAACCUUCUGCUUUCCCGCCGAUUUCACAGCCAUCGCAACCAUCACCACAACAAUCACAACCAUCACAGUUGGAAAAUCUUCGUGCAAUGCAUAUAGCGAUGAGCUUUAUUCGUUUUUUUCAAUCCCAAAAUAAUCGAGGAAACGAUGGGAACGAAGAUGAUGGUAUGUAGGGAUGAGUUUUAUUUGCAUAUUACACAUGUUGUUACGCUUUGCUACUUGUUAGGUUGUAAAUUUUUUGAUUGUUUUCUGUUAUUACCGGCGACAUUAUUACUUUUUAUAUUUAAUCGGAUGUUAUGUAAUUACCGGGCGACACUAUUACCGGCGACAUUAUUACUUUUUAUAUUUAAUC
Lactuca virosa is the source of this 1576-nucleotide messenger RNA. The record is from the annotation of a GenBank genome assembly. NCBI's taxonomy places the organism in Eukaryota, Viridiplantae, Streptophyta, Magnoliopsida, Asterales, Asteraceae.